AUGAAACCUGGUGAAUUGUUUGCGCGUCUUAAAGACAAACCCGAAUGGCAUGAUGGAUCUGAAAAUAUGGGAGCGAAAUCAAAAAAGAAAAAGAAAUCGAAGAAAGUAAGAGAGCCGAAAGAAUCGAAUGAGCCAUCAACAAGUACGAAAAAAGAAGGCCCAAAAAGAAAAUCGAAUGAACCAUCAACAAGUAAAUCUGUUAUACCGAAGAAAAAGAAGAAAUCGAAGCGUAACUCUUCUCCUAAAAAACAACCGGCAAAAGUUCCACGAAAUUCUCCUAGUGUUCCAUCAAGAAACUCCGAAUUUAUCAAAAAAAUCCUCACCGGAUUCCUACCCGCUCCAAAUUCCUCGUCAGAAAAGCGAUCGAGUCGUCGAGCUCCUGAAGUUCAAGAAAAUCGUACGGUUCCACCAAGAGAUGCUCCAACUGGACGGGGAGCUCCGCGAGGUGCUGGAAGAAGUGCUGCUCGAGAAUCUGGAAGAGAUGCUCCCGCUGGGCGGGGUUCGUUUUCUGGAAGAGGUGCUCUGCGAGGACGGGGGGCUCCACGAGGUGUUGGAAGAGGUGCAGCUCGAGAAUCUGGAAGAGGUGAUGAAAGAUCAUCUAGAAAUAGUGCUGAACUUGGAAGAUCGGAACGUGGAAGAGGUCGAGGAUCUACUCGUGGAAGAGGAGCUCCACGUGGAUCGGAUAGAGGUGCAAUGCGUGGACGUGGUGCGCCAAGAGGUGCUCCACGUGGAAGAGGUGCUCUUCGAGGUGGACGUGGGGCUCCGCGAGGAAUUUUACGUGGAAGAGGUGCUCCGCGAGGAAUGACACGUGGAAGAGGUGCUCCAAGAGGAAGAGGAAUGACACGUGGAGCAAUCAGAGGUCGUGGUUUACGAGGACGUGGUGGUAUUCGUCGAAAAAUCACAAAAAGACCGAAAAGCGCGAAACCCGCACCUUUCCCGCCGAUGAUUCAAACUGAAGAGCAAAAAAUCACCGCCUCGAUUGUUGUCAAAGAUGCUUUGAAGAGAAUUCAACGUGGAAAUGAGUCACCGGACUAUGAAUGCUUCACAGAUUAUGAAAAUACUUCAGGAUCAUCAGAAUCUGAAUGGUUUACUGAUGAUGAUGAAGAUAGGUAUGAUGUGAGAGAAAAGGGAACCCAAGUUUUGUGUAGCCUAAAAGUAGCCUAAAAUCUAGACCCAAUUUUGUUCUUACAGAUCUCCACGUCGUCGCAGUAGAUCUCCUGGUCGUCGUCCUCGAGUUAUUGAUCAUCGAGAUCGUCGUUCACCUCGCAGAUCUCCACCGCGUAGUCGACUUCCUGGACCAGAACGCCGUGAUGUGAUGCCAUUUAAUCCUCGACAUUCACCACCGAAAAAUGCGAAACUCGAAUUAUCAGCUGAUGAAAGAGAUCAACGAACAUUAUUCAUAAUGCAAAUCGCAAGAGAUACUCGUCCAAGAGAUUUGGAAGAAUUCUUUUCAGCAGUUGGUGCUGUUCGUGAUGUUCGAAUUAUUACUGAUAGUCGAACUGGAAGAUCGAAAGGAAUAUGUUAUGUGGAAUUUUGGGAUGAAGAUUCGGUUCCACUUGGAUUGGCAUUGAAUGGGCAAAGAUUGAUGGGCGCACCGUUGAUUAUUCAAAGAACAUGUUCGGAAAGAAAUCGACAAAUUAAUUCGUCGGUUGCGAAUGCGCUUGGUUUUGGAGUGGCGAAUAAUAAGGGACCAACAAAAUUGUUUGUCGAGAAUUUGCAUCCGAAAAUCAGCGAUAAAAUGUUGCAAGAGGUUUUCACAUCGUUUGGUCGAAUUGAAAGUGUUGAUUUGCCGACAGAUUCAGCUGGUGAUGGGACUGGAAAUGCUGUGGUUUUGGUGAGUUUUUUCUGGAGACUCUCUGUAGAGCAUAAAAUGAACCAAAAAUCGAGAAAAUCCCAAGUCCGUGACUCAUGUUAGAGAUGAUUUUCUCAAAAACUCCUGAAUUAGCCCUUGCUACUACAAUUUUCUAACCUCAGGUCCAAUUUUUGAGCAAAAUUCUCAAAAAAUUGGGAAAUUUCAGCUCCAGAACUCUUUUUUGAGCUGAAAACAUCAGAAAAAUUUAUUUUUGAAGAGCACAAAAAUGGAGAAUUUUCUGAAAAUCGCGAUUUUGAAAGUCCGUGACUCAUGUUAGAGAUGAUUUUAUCAAAAACUGAGUACAGGGCGAUGUUCAGGAGGGUCGAUUUACCAAAUUCACGAUUUUUGGUUUCUGAACCUCCUGAGCAUGAGUUAUGGGCUCUCAAAAACGCGAUUUUCGCGAUUUUGUGCUCAUUUUUGUGCUCUACAGGGAUUUGUGCAGUGAAAACUUUAGAAAUUAAUUUUUAAUUUUGCAGUUCCGUAGUGCUGAAGAUGCCACCAAGGCUUUCGAACAACUCAACAACUUCGAACUUGCUGGAAAAUGCAUCCGACUUUCGCUAACUGAUCCAACCGAGACAGCCAAAAAAGAAGAAGCCUCAAUCUAUCAAAGAAGUUUGGAUGAUUGCGAUAAUCGACAAGGUUUCUCAUUAGGCGCCGGUGGUCGACAACAAUUAAUGGCGAAAUUAGCGCAAGGAACUGGUGGUGGAAUGGAAUUAUCAUCAGAAGCACAAAUGGCUGCGAAUCAAGCGACAACAACUGCAAUUCCAGCGAUUGCAACACAAUGUUUCCUAUUGUCGAAUAUGUUUGAUCCAGCAAGUGAAACUGAUCCAAAUUGGGAUGUUGAUAUUCGAGAUGAUGUUAUUGAACAAUGUGCACAACAUGGUGGAGCUUUGCAUGUUUUUGUUGAUCGUGGAAGUGAGCAGGGAAAUGUUUAUGUGAAAUGUCCGUCGAUUGCGAUUGCACAUCAAGCGGUUUCAGCGUUGCAUGGAAGAUGGUUUUCUGGAAAGGUGAGGUUUUGGGAAUAUUUAGGGAAUGUUGGGAAACUUACAAUUUGUUUAAAUUUUUCAAAGUUUUUGCACAUCCAGAGUUUUUAUUAAAAGUUCUAUUUUCCUUUAAAAAAAAUCCUAUCGAAUCUAAAAUUGUUUUUUUUUUAAAUUCUGAUGCUCCGAAUUUUUCUUUCAAAAUUUGAACUCAAAUUUCACAUUUUCGUCCAAGCUAGUUUUUUAUCAAAAAUUCAAUUUUCUUUAAAAAUCCUAUCAAAUCUUAAAUUGUUUUUUUUUAAUUCUGAAACUCGAAGUUCAUGAGAGUUUGUUUUUUUUCCAGUUUUUCGAAAUAAAUUUUAGAAAAUCUUCAUUAUUUUAUCAGUUUUCCCGAAAAAUCCUAUUUUUCGAAACCAAAAUGUCGUUUUUACACAAUUUGUCAUCUUCUUCUCAAAAAUCAAUAUUUCAGGUGAUCACAGCCAACUAUGUGCCAGUCAAUUCUUAUCACGAGCUUUUCCCCGAUGCCGUUCAUUCUAGAUUGGUUUUACAAUCUCGCGCAAAUGCUGCUGCAAUUCCAGCACCGCCUAUGAAUCCAGCAGUUCCCGUAAGUUUUUUCCCUUUUUUCUCAAAAUUUUCAUUCAAAUUUCGAUUUUUGUAGGGAUACGGUUAUGGAAUGAUGCCCCCAGCACCACCAUCUUUUGGAAAUGGAGCUGGUUAUUAUUAA
This is a messenger RNA of Caenorhabditis angaria, 3556 nucleotides long. Lineage: Eukaryota; Metazoa; Nematoda; Chromadorea; Rhabditida; Rhabditidae. The record is from the annotation of a GenBank genome assembly.